Messenger RNA from Alternaria ethzedia, 1434 nucleotides. It is a transcript of the gene TPK2, whose product is annotated as cAMP-dependent protein kinase catalytic subunit. Gene Ontology annotation, molecular function: ATP binding; cAMP-dependent protein kinase activity. The transcript has 3 exons. The record is from RefSeq and is a predicted model, not a curated record. Bases 1 to 1434 code for a protein of 477 amino acids. NCBI's taxonomy places the organism in Eukaryota, Fungi, Ascomycota, Dothideomycetes, Pleosporales, Pleosporaceae. Gene Ontology annotation, cellular component: nucleus; cAMP-dependent protein kinase complex. Gene Ontology annotation, biological process: peptidyl-serine phosphorylation.
AUGCCUACCCUGGGCUUCCUCAAGAAGAAGCGGACCAAGGACUCGAACGGCUCCAAGGACCUCGAUUCGCCGACGUCGCCCGUCAAGGACGCCCACUCGCCCAUCACGCCCACGACGUCGCGCAAGUCGGGCUCCUUCCACCUGCACAAGACCAAGACCAACGAGUCGCUGACCAACACGGCGAGCAACACCAGCUCCACGGCCCCGGCCGCGCCUGCCGCCCCCUCCAAGCCGUCCGACUCGAUGAACCCCGCCUACGCCCACCAGCAGCAACACCAGCCGCCGACGCCCUCGCACAACGUCCCCAGCAUACAGAACCUGAUACACCCCAGCAACACGCCCGCCCACGCUGCCGCCCCUAAGCAUGCCGGCGCCGUCCAGUUCCAGACGCAGCCCCUCAACCAGGCGCGCGUCACCAAGGGCAAGUACUCGCUGACCGACUUCACCAUCCAGCGCACCCUCGGCACCGGCAGCUUCGGCCGCGUCCACCUUGUCCAGUCCAAGCACAACCAGCGCUUCUAUGCCGUCAAGGUGCUGAAGAAGGCCCAGGUCGUCAAGAUGAAGCAGGUCGAGCACACCAACGACGAGCGCCGCAUGCUGCAGCAGGUCAAGCACCCCUUCCUCAUCACCCUGUGGGGCACCUUCCAGGACUCCAAGAACCUCUACAUGGUCAUGGACUUUGUCGAAGGAGGCGAGCUGUUUAGUCUGCUGCGAAAGUCUCAGCGCUUCCCCAACCCCGUCGCCAAGUUCUAUGCCGCAGAGGUUACGCUCGCACUCGACUACCUGCACUCGCAUAACAUCAUCUACCGCGACCUGAAACCCGAGAACCUGCUGCUGGAUCGCCAUGGCCAUCUCAAGAUCACCGAUUUUGGCUUCGCGAAAGAGGUCCCCGACAUCACAUGGACGCUGUGCGGUACGCCUGACUACCUGGCGCCAGAGGUCGUCGCGUCAAAAGGCUACAACAAGUCCGUCGACUGGUGGUCACUUGGCAUCCUCAUCUUCGAAAUGCUCUGCGGCUUCACUCCCUUCUGGGACGGUGGCUCCCCCAUGAAGAUCUACGAAAACAUCCUCAAGUCGAGAGUCAAGUACCCACCCUACAUCCACCCUGACGCCCACGACCUGCUGCAAAAGCUCAUCACACCCGACCUCACCAAGCGACUGGGCAACUUGCACGGCGGCAGCAAGGACGUUAUGAACCACCCUUGGUUCGCCGAAGUAACGUGGGACCGACUACAAAAGAAGGAUAUUGAUGCACCCUACGUGCCACCUGUGCGAGCUGGCGUUGGCGAUGCCAGCCAAUUCGAUAAGUAUCCGGAGGAGACGGAGGCAUACGGUCAGGCAGGAGAUGACCCGUGCGUGCAGAGUCCUCCUUAUACUGUAGACCACAUUCUGACGUGUCCGAAUAGCCACGGGCACCUAUUUCCCGACUUCUAA